Octodon degus (degu) is the source of this 1361-nucleotide messenger RNA. RefSeq names its product tyrosine-protein kinase FRK. The annotation marks the transcript as partial. Gene Ontology annotation, cellular component: extrinsic component of cytoplasmic side of plasma membrane. The record is from RefSeq and is a predicted model, not a curated record. Lineage: Eukaryota; Metazoa; Chordata; Mammalia; Rodentia; Octodontidae. Gene Ontology annotation, molecular function: signaling receptor binding; ATP binding; non-membrane spanning protein tyrosine kinase activity. The transcript is spliced from 6 exons. Gene Ontology annotation, biological process: innate immune response; cell differentiation; protein phosphorylation.
UUUACUAACAGGACUUAUUUGGAUUUCAGUUUUAGAUGAACGAGCUGUGAAACACUACAGAAUCAGAAGACUGGAUAAAGGAGACUUUUUUCUUACCCCGAGAAAAACAUUUUCAACUUUGAAUGAAUUUGUGAACUAUUACACCAGGACAAGUGACGGCCUGUGUGCAAGGCUGGGAAAACCAUGCUUAAAGGUACAGGUCCCAACUACCUUUGAUUUGUCCUAUAAAACUGUGGACGACUGGGAGAUAGACCGCAGCUCUGUGCAGCUUCUGAAGAGACUGGGAUAUGGUCAGUUUGGUGAAGUCUGGGAAGGCCUGUGGAACAACACCACUCCAGUAGCUGUGAAAACAUUAAAACCAGGUUCAAUGGAUCCAAAGGACUUCCUGAGGGAGGCACAGAUAAUGAAGAAUCUGAGGCAUCCAAAGCUUAUCCAGCUCUAUGCUGUUUGCACUUUAGAAGAUCCAAUUUAUAUUAUCACAGAACUGAUGAGAUAUGGAAGUCUGCAGGAGUAUCUACAAAUUGAUGCGGGGUCAAAAAUCCAUCUGACUCAACAAGUAGACAUGGCAGCACAGGUGGCUUCUGGAAUGGCUUACCUGGAGUCACAGAACUACAUUCAUAGAGAUCUGGCUGCCAGAAAUGUCCUCGUUGGUGAACACAAUAUCUACAAAGUAGCAGACUUUGGACUUGCAAGAGUUUUUAAGGUAGAUAAUGAAAACAUCUAUGAACAGAAAGAAGAAAUAAAGCUGCCCGUGAAGUGGACUGCGCCUGAAGCUAUUCAGACUAAUAAAUUUAGCAUUAAGUCUGAUGUGUGGUCAUUUGGAAUUCUUCUUUAUGAAAUUAUUACUUACGGCAAAAUGCCUUAUAGUGGCAGGACAGGUGCUGAAGUAAUCCAGAUGUUGCGUCAAAACUAUCGACUCCCGCAACCAACUAACUGUCCUCAGAAAUUCUAUAACAUCAUGCUGGAGUGCUGGAAGGAAGAACCUAAGGAACGGCCAACAUUUCAGAGACUGCACUUGAACCUUGAGGACUAUUUUGAGGCAGACUCAUAUUCAGAAACAAAUAACUUAGUAAGAUGAAUACUGAAGAAGAAAUAAUGAAAAAAUAAAACAACUGAAUAAUCAGUCCAGAAAUACAAUCAACCAACUGCAAAAAUCAGUUUAUCUUGACAUAGUCAGAUGAUAGGGUAAAUCUGGUCAUGCAUUAUUAAAAUAAUACUCAUGUGCAUUUUAUUGAUGAAAAAUACUACAGGAUAGUUCAAGAUGAUACAUCAUUUUCUCAUGGUACAGUAAAAUUACACAUACUAAAUGAAGUUUUAUUUUCUUUAUUUUUUUUUCUUCUUUCUUUUUUUGUGUGUGUUUU